Numida meleagris (helmeted guineafowl) is the source of this 2304-nucleotide messenger RNA. Its product is annotated as cell surface glycoprotein CD200 receptor 1-A-like. Bases 258 to 1178 code for a protein of 306 amino acids. The record is from RefSeq and is a predicted model, not a curated record. Gene Ontology annotation, molecular function: signaling receptor activity. Gene Ontology annotation, cellular component: external side of plasma membrane. Lineage: Eukaryota; Metazoa; Chordata; Aves; Galliformes; Numididae. The transcript has 6 exons. Gene Ontology annotation, biological process: regulation of neuroinflammatory response.
CUGCUUAGUAUGUUUCCUCAGUGUUCGCCUAGGCACUCAGCACAGGAAGCCUAGUGCUCAGAAAAGUCAGAAGGAGGAACCUCUCCAGCUUUGAGGAGUCAGGCGCUCAGGAGAGGAGUAGGAAGAGGGAAGAGAAAACACCACCAUUGGCUGCUGAGGAUGUGCUGGCAGACAAGAAACACUCCCCAUGACCACAGCUAGGCUGACAGCAAGAGUGUCAGCCUUGCUGACACUGGAGUGACGGAGCUGCCUGAGCCAUGAAAGCAAGAGCUGAUAUGGAGAUUGCUGGAAAGGCUGUGUGUGUUUUCAUGCUGCUCACUAUCAUCAAGCUCAGAAGAACAGAGGGAAAUAACAGAGUAUCAGCAGACCUGGGUCACAACACUGUGAUGAUCUGCCCUAACACCACAAGUAUUUCUAUGGUAACAUGGAAAAUAAGCACCAAGACUGGAGGCCUCUGCACCUUGGCAUACAGGUUUGAUCAGAAAAAGACAGACAGAACCAACUGCAGUGACAGAAUGAACUGGAGAUCCAGACCAGACUGGGACAGGGCGCUUAAGAUACAGCAAGUAGGAAUGGCUGAUGAGGGAAAUUACACCUGUGAAGUGGUAAAUGCAGAUGGGAAUUUCCACUUCCAUUAUCACCUGACUGUGCUAGCCUCCCCAAGAACGAACUUGUACUGCGAUGACCAUGGGAACCCUGUGUGCGAGGCAGAGACAGUGCAGCCAGCUGCUGAGAUCUCGUGGGUCCCAGAGAGCAACUCCACACCCAGAGCAGACAAUCAUGAUAACGGGACAGUGACUGUUCUCAGCAGGUUUGCAGCAUCUAGCACCAAUGGGAAGAAUCCUACCUGCAUUGUGUCCCACGCAACUCUGAACGAGACCAAGUCCAUAGCCUGCUCCCCAGCACACAGAAACCUUAUCCUGAAUAUAGCCAUCAUUCUCGGUUUCCUGAUCAUCAUCACCUUUGUGGCUGUCAUUUACUAUUUUAAGCUCCAUGGUUACAGAUUCUGUCACAAAACCAAACCUCCUGAUAUUAUUCCUACAUAUUCCUCACAGGAUGACACAGUGGAGGUGGAACCUUAUACUACUUACGUGCAGAAGGAAAAUGUAAUUUACAACUCAGUAUCUGAUCUGACAAUGAGGCAGAAUCUUCCACAAGGACAGUCACCAGCAACAUGAGAGAUCCAGCAACGCUGGAAAGAGAAUUUCUAUUACUAAGACCAGUCACAGAAAGAAAUUUCUCAAAGCAUUUUUCCAAAUUGGGAGGCAACAUAACUCACUAGGUCUCCUUAAAGACCUGUGUUUAUUGAUGAGUCUGCAUAGUUCUUUUUUCCCCCUUUUUUGCCUUCUUCCUUGGUAAAGGAAAAAGGUGUCCUUUUUUCCUAGGGAAAAUAUGUCUGACCUUAAGACAUAGUUUUUCCUGGAAAAAAUACGUUAUGAUUGGUUUUCCCUUUGCUGAUCUUGCAUCAGAGAUAGUAGUUUUGGUGGCCACUUCUAGGCAUUACUUUGAUACACUUGACACUAUGUUGCGUACAUCUGGGAGAUGUGAAGAGUGUUAAAGUCAAACGCUCUUCAGUUAACAGCCACUUUUUUCUAAUUGACAGAAGACUAACAUAAUGGCUCUGAGUACUGAUCAUCAUAGAACAUUUUGCCUAGCAAAAAGUAUCAGUAGGGAAGACCUUUAAUCUCCCUGUUCUGAAAAUGGAAAUGAGUCAUGAAUUUACACAUUCAUUCACUAAAAAAGAGACAUCACCAGCAUGUUGAUUUAAUUUGCUAGGUUUAUGUUCAGUAUUUCCACUAGACAUAUUCAUUUGGUAUGUCAGAUUAUUGUAAUGAUUACUUUUCCAUAAGAUUCUUUGGAGGUGGGGUUUUCUUAAAGGUAUUGGCAUUAAGAUACUGUAAAAGAAUUACAUUACUCAAAUCUGGUAAGCUAUUUUUAACAGAAACUAACAUUAAGUAUUUCACAAUGAAAAUUUCAAAUGUAUUAUCUGUAACUGUGCAAUAAUGUACUAAAAGGACAAAAUUCCUGAUAAUUGCCAUAUUUAUUUUAAAUACAACUGGAGAUCUUUUACUCAUAUGUCUAGAUCUUUUAUUAUUAUUUUUAAUAUAACUGCAAGUUCACUUUCUCGUAUGUAAAUUAGCUUGCAUAUCUUAAUGUGUUUCAUGUUAAGAUGAUUUCUUCUCAUCUUCCCAAAAUAUCUUUUCGGAAUAAAUAAAAAAAUUAUCUCUGCAUAUUAGCAGUUCUCAAGAUUUUUGGACUGAUGUCUUACUAGCUAAAGUAUGAACUGGCUUUACAGUAACAGUA